Penicillium oxalicum is the source of this 945-nucleotide messenger RNA. RefSeq names its product EAF7 family protein. Gene Ontology annotation, biological process: regulation of transcription by RNA polymerase II. Gene Ontology annotation, cellular component: nucleus; NuA4 histone acetyltransferase complex. The coding region runs from base 1 to 945 and encodes 314 amino acids. The record is from RefSeq and is a predicted model, not a curated record. Lineage: Eukaryota; Fungi; Ascomycota; Eurotiomycetes; Eurotiales; Aspergillaceae. The transcript is spliced from 4 exons.
AUGCCUCCUCGAAAAAAGGUCAAGCGCGCGCAUUCGACGACGCCUCUUGAGGACACAGUUGCGCAGUCUAGCGUAGACACUCCUGGUUCUAGCGAUACUGCUGAGAAGCCCGAUGCGCCCUAUGACUUAUUAUCAGAUCCGUGGACGGAUGAUCAGGAAACAGCAUUGCUCAAGGCCAUCAUAAAAUGGAAACCUGUUGGCGUACAUAAACACUUCCGAAUGCUGGCAAUCGCCGAAUAUCUGAAAAGUCAAGGCUAUGCGCCGUCAUCAGCGGAGCAUAUGCGCAUACCGGGGAUUUGGAAGAAGCUUGGUACGCUCUACAAUCUCGAGGCUUUGGACGAGCGGGAAGAUGCCAUUUUUGCCGACAAUAAUGAGGACGACGAGGAACCGAGUGAAAUGUAUUGGCCUUUUGAGCUACCAUACGAUGAAUAUGGGGACCUCAUGUUUGAGAGAAGACUGGCCACGGAAGGUUCCCUAUCGCCAGUGAACAGUCGGCACGUGGAAUCCAGGCGCGGGAGCACUGUCGCAGAUACAGAUGAGAAGUUGAUCCGGUGGCAUACAAAAGAACCCCGUUCAUCUCCCAUCCCGUCUCGAGGCCGACGGUACACUCGCGGCGCUCGCCAGCCUACUCGCGAAACCCGCUCUACUCGCCUCCAAGUCGAAGUAGGCUCCGGUAGCCAGGGCAAAACGUCAGAUGAAGAGGCCGAAUCAAGUCAAGAGUCUGGAGCGAACGACGAAGGCCAGGACGAGGGCGGUGAGGACGGCAGUGAUGGUGGCAAGGACAGUGAAGGGGAUGUCGAGGGAGAGGCGGAGGAGGAAGAGGAAGACACUAGUGACAAAGGGGGCACGCGAAGCACGAGAGCGAAAGCAACUCGGUCGAAACCCAAGGGACCAAAGAAAGCACCCACAAAUACAGGUACCCGUCGCACUGCUCGUCGACGCUGA